CGGCGCGGGCCCGUCCGCGCGGCGGGCAAAUACCUUCGGGGGGCGGAGAGAGAGGCGUCGAAUUUCAAAAAAAAAAAAGCGCCAAGCCCCCACGGCCCCCGGCGAGCGAGCGCGCGCGAUGGGCGCCCUUUGGCUGCGGGAGCGAGUGGAGGAUGCUGGGAAGGAGGUAAAAUGGCCACCGGCGGCGGCGCGGAAGAGGAGAGGAAGCGGGGGCGGCCCCAGCUCCUGCCUGCGGCGCGGCCCGCGGCCCGGGGCGAGGAGGCCGAGGGCGGCCGCGAGAAGAUGGGCUGGGCCCAGGUGGUGAAGAACUUGGCCGAGAAGAAGGGCGAGUUCCGCGAGUCUCGGCCGCCGCGGCGGGAGGAGGACGCCGGUGGCGGCGGCAGCGCGGGCGGUGGGCUUAGCGCCCCCGCAGGCCUGACGGUACCGGGCCUCGGCGACUUCCCCCCGGCCGCACGCGGGGACCCCAAGGGCCCCCGGAAAGACCCGGCCGGGGAGGCGGCAGACCCUCGCAAGAAAAAGGGCGCCGCGGAGGCGGGCAGGAGGAAGAAGGCCGAGGCGGCGGCGGCGGCCAUGGCGGCCCCCGCGAGGCCCGGCGCGGCCGAGGACGAGGCGGAGCGGCCCCUCCAGGACGAGCAGGUGGCGGCGGCGGGGGCAGGGGGCGGCCCAGGCAAGGGUCGCUUCCUGGUGCGUAUCUGUUUCCAGGGAGACGAGGGCGCUUGCCCGACCCGGGACUUUGUGGUGGGCGCGCUCAUCCUGCGCUCCAUCGGCAUGGACCCGAGCGACAUCUUCGCGGUCAUCCAGAUCCCGGGCAGUCGCGAGUUCGACGUGAGCUUCCGCUCGGCCGAGAAGCUGGCCCUGUUCCUCCGCGUGUACGAGGAGAAGCGCGAACAGGAGGACUGCUGGGAGAACUUUGUGGUGCUGGGGCGGAGCAAGUCCAGCUUGAAGACGCUCUUCAUCCUCUUCCGGAACGAGACGGUGGACGUGGAGGACAUCGUGACCUGGCUCAAGCGCCACUGCGACGUGCUGGCCGUGCCCGUGAAAGUGACCGAUAGGUUUGGGAUCUGGACCGGGGAGUACAAGUGCGAGAUCGAGUUGCGCCAGGGGGAGGGCGGGGUCCGGCACCUGCCGGGGGCCUUCUUCCUGGGGGCUGAGCGGGGCUACAGCUGGUACAAGGGGCAGCCCAAGACGUGCUUUAAGUGUGGUUCCCGGACCCACAUGAGCGGCAGCUGCACGCAGGACAGGUGCUUCAGGUGCGGGGAGGAGGGGCACCUGAGCCCUUACUGUCGCAAGGGCAUCGUGUGCAACCUCUGUGGCAAGCGAGGACACGCCUUUGCCCAGUGUCCCAAAGCAGUUCACAAUUCCGUGGCAGCUCAGCUAACCGGCGUGGCGGGGCACUGAGCCCGCGCCUGCCUGCCCGCCCGCGUGAACGCACAGCCAGCUUACUCCCUCUUAAGUGCCAAAACUUGUUUUCGAACCAUUUUUUAUCGUUUUUGAAGGAGAUCUUUUCAGAACCUACCAGAGACCUCUCUAUGCCUUCUUAAAGCGAGUUUACUCCAUUUUGGUCUGUUGAGUUGGUGACUCGCAUCAGCGACAACUACCGGGAUUUGUAGCGUGCACAGGUGUCGCCCCUCCUUUUUGGAAUUUGAUUUUCAUUUUGUAUUGGGGGUUUUCUUUUUUGUAUUUUUUUCUUGUAUUUUUUAAUCCCCUCUGCCCACACCUUGCCUUCUCCCAGGGUCCCCCCUCCCCUUCGGCUGCCUUGCUCAUCCCCGCGCCCCAGCACUGGGUACAGGGCCCAGCCGGUGGUAGGCGCUCCAUCAGUGUUUGUUGAACUGAAAACAUUGUUGGGGCUUCUGUCAGCGCCUGCCUUGUGCAGCUCUUCCCCUCUCCCACUUCAUUUGCUGCUUCUGAUCUGUGUGGUCUGAGAAUCUGUGAAACCAGUGUUGUUAGAAGUGUAUGUUACCUGAACCGAUAAGCUCUGAACAGUGGCCAGGGCCUCUCUACCGGCAGAAAAAUGCGUGGACUUGAGACAGCUUUGUCGUGGCUCAGAAGCCAUUUGCAUAGAAUCAUGGAGUCUGGAGUCUUCUUGCUGGAAUGGACCUGGGAGUUGAUUGAGACCAGUCCCCUGGGUUCCAGCCGCUGGAAGCGGCCCAGAGAAGUUGCUGACUGGGUCAAAGUCACACAGCUGUCUAGCGCCAGAGCUAGCCUACAGUAGAGCUCCCUGAGCCCAAGCCCGGUGCUCAUUCCACUACCUCUCACACUUCACAACAAUCUCCUCAACACUUGAGGGCCCAGGAAGUCUGAUCUCUCCAGGGUGCUGAGCAGCCAGGAGGUGGAGCGGGGGCUUCUGGAUACCUGGGACACAGGGAAGGGGCCAAGGAGCAAACCCCAGGGUGCGCUCCCUGCCUCCCGCGGCGCCACACCUGGAUUCCAGGCGCGGGGCCCUGUGGAGGCCCCGGGUGAAGACACCUACCAAAGGCUCACGGGUGCACCUCAGGCUCCGCAGCUAAGAAACCCGAGGGAAGCCGCUGGCUGCCGCUCGCCGGCCACCUCCUGCCCUCCAGAGAAAGGGCGGCUCCACCCGGAAUCAUGAGUGGGCCGUGAACACUAAAAUGUUCUUGGGAAAUAGGCCAGGCCAGAGGUCAGGCCAGGUCAACUGUGUGUUAUCAAGUUCAAGUAGAAAAGACAGUACACUGCUUUUCUCUUAAUUUUGUCUAUCCUUUGCUACAUGUUUUGCUAUUUCCUUGUGGCUUAGAAUGUAAAAUCGGUCGUUGACGGUUUUGUUCUGAGUAAAUAUUUAUCUUUUGUAAUGCU
Molecule: messenger RNA, 2811 nt
Organism: Lepus europaeus (European hare)
Lineage: Eukaryota; Metazoa; Chordata; Mammalia; Lagomorpha; Leporidae
Gene: ZCCHC3
Product: zinc finger CCHC-type containing 3
Exons: 1
Coding region: 172-1398 (408 amino acids)
Biological process (GO): detection of virus; activation of innate immune response; defense response to virus
Cellular component (GO): cytoplasm
Molecular function (GO): zinc ion binding; double-stranded DNA binding; RNA binding
Source: RefSeq, a predicted model, not a curated record